CUUUCAGGAAGAUGACAAAAUCAGGAGAAAGAUGCUGUUUUGCACUAUCUUGAUUUGUUACAGCAGCCAACUUAUUGGCAUGAUGGAGUGACAGGAAAAGCAGCUGGCAUGGAAGAUGAAAGAGAAGAUGUUCAAAAGAAAACAUUCACAAAAUGGAUAAAUGCACAAUUUUCUAAGUUUGGGAAGCAGCACAUCGAGAACCUCUUCAGUGACUUGCAGGAUGGGAGACGCCUCCUAGACCUCCUCGAAGGCCUGACAGGGCAAAAACUGCCAAAAGAAAAAGGAUCCACAAGGGUUCAUGCUCUGAACAAUGUCAACAAGGCACUGCGAGUUUUGCAGAAAAAUAACGUUGAUUUAGUGAAUAUUGGGAGCACUGACAUAGUCGAUGGAAACCAUAAACUGACCCUUGGUUUGAUUUGGAACAUAAUCCUCCACUGGCAGGUCAAAAAUGUAAUGAAAAAUAUCAUGGCGGGAUUGCAACAAACCAACAGUGAAAAGAUUCUCCUGAGUUGGGUCCGACAAUCCACUCGUAAUUAUCCCCAGGUCAAUGUCAUCAAUUUCACUACCAGCUGGUCUGAUGGCCUGGCUUUGAACGCGCUCAUCCAUAGUCAUAGGCCAGACCUGUUUGAUUGGAACAGUGUGGUUUGCCAGCAGUCAGCUAUACAACGACUGGAACAUGCAUUUAACAUCGCUAAACAUCAGCUAGGCAUUGAGAAACUUCUUGAUCCUGAAGAUGUUGCCACCACUUACCCUGAUAAGAAGUCCAUCUUAAUGUACGUCACAUCACUCUUCCAAGUGUUGCCUCAACAAGUGAGCAUCGAAGCCAUCCAGGAAGUAGAAAUGUUGCCAAAACCAUCAAAAGUUACUCAAGAAGAGCAUUUUCAAUUACAUCAUCAGAUGCACUAUUCUCAGCAGAUCACUGUCAGUCUAGCGCAGGGCUAUGAGCGAACCUCUUCGUCUCCAAAACCUCGGUUCAAGAGCUAUGCCUACACGCAGGCUGCUUAUGUCACCUCCUCUGACCCCACACGGAGCCCGUUUCCUCCAGAGCAUUUGGAAGCUCCUGAAGACAAGCCAUUUGGCCGCUCACUGGUGGGGAGUGAAGUCAACCUGGACACUUACCAAACAGCUUUGGAGGAAGUGCUCUCGUGGCUCCUUUCUGCCGAGGAUGCUCUGCGAGCCCAGGGAGAGGUUUCCAGUGAUGUAGAAGAAGUAAAGGAACAAUUUCACACUCAUGAGGGGUACAUGAUGGAUUUGACAUCUCAUCAGGGACGGGUUGGUAAUGUUCUCCAAUUGGGAAGUCAACUGAUUGGAGCAGGGAAAUUAUCAGAAGACGAAGAAACUGAAGUACAAGAACAAAUGAAUCUCUUAAAUUCUCGUUGGGAAUGCCUCCGGGUAGCUAGCAUGGAAAAACAAAGCAAUUUGCAUAAGGUCCUGAUGGAUCUCCAGAAUCAACAGCUGAAAGAGUUAAAUGACUGGCUAACAAAAACAGAAGAGAGGACAAGGAAAAUGGAGGAAGAGCCCCUUGGACCUGACCUUGAAGACUUAAAACGCCAAGUUCAACAACAUAAGGUGCUUCAAGAAGACCUAGAACAGGAACAAGUCAGAGUGAAUUCUCUCACUCACAUGGUAGUGGUGGUCGAUGAAACAAGUGGGGACCAAGCAACGGCUGCCUUGGAAGAACAACUUAAGAUCUUGGGAGACCGAUGGGCAAACAUCUGUAGGUGGACAGAAGACCGCUGGGUUCUUUUACAAGACAUCCUUUUAAAAUGGCAGCGUUUCACAGAAGAACAGUGCCUUUUUAUUGCUUGGCUUUCUGAAAAAGAAGAGGCAGUGAGCAAGAUUCCCACCUCUGGCUUUAAGGAUCAAACUGAAAAGUUAUCAAGUAUUCAAAAACUGACUGUCUUGAAAACAGAACUAGAAAUGAAAAAGCAAACCAUGGAGAAACUCUCCUCACUAAACCAAGAUCUUCUUUCAACCCUGAAAAACAAGGCAGUGACCCAGAAGAUGGAAACGUGGCUGGAAAACUUUGCUCAGCGUUGGGAUAAUUUAACCCAAAAGCUUGAAAAGAGUUCAUCACAGAUUUCACAGACUGUCACCACCACUCAGCCGUCACUAACACAGACAACUGUAAUGGAAACCGUAACUAUGGUGACCACGAGGGAGCAGAUCCUGGUAGAGCACACCCAAGAGGGUCUUCCACCACCACCGCCCCAAAAGAAGAGACAGAUGACCGUGGACUCGGAAAUUAGGAAAAGGUUGGAUGUCGAUAUGACUGAACUUCACAGUUGGAUUACUCGCUCGGAAGCUGUGUUGCAGAGUCCAGAAUUUGCAAUCUUUCGGAAGGAAGGCAGCUUCUCAGAUCUGAAAGACAAAGUCAAUGUAGGUUAUGCAUUUGUUUAUUCUUCUGUCAUCCUUAUUCAUUGCCUAACUUUCAAAUGCCUGUGCUUCAAGUCCCCUUUGCUUCCAGAAAGUAAGGUGGUUUCAUCUACAUAA
This is a messenger RNA of Elephantulus edwardii (Cape elephant shrew), 2493 nucleotides long. Its product is annotated as dystrophin-like. The transcript has 20 exons. The record is from RefSeq and is a predicted model, not a curated record. Lineage: Eukaryota; Metazoa; Chordata; Mammalia; Macroscelidea; Macroscelididae. Gene Ontology annotation, biological process: synaptic signaling. Gene Ontology annotation, molecular function: protein binding. The coding region runs from base 109 to 2493 and encodes 794 amino acids. Gene Ontology annotation, cellular component: plasma membrane.